GUCCCUAUAAUGCACACUGGUGAGUUCACUGUCGACCUCGUUCAUCAGCAGCUACUCACCGUGUAUACAGAUCUCGUCGUCGUAGGAGACGUUGGCAAGCAGUAAAAUAAAACCACGAUGUCUUCACUCCCAAGUAGCUCUAGGCCGCCCGCUACCCCUCAGGAGCCCAAGGCUCGGGGUGCGAAUCGCUCAACAAAAGUUGCAGGCAAAUUAAAAGUGCUACCCGAACAAUUUGAACCGCCGGUACCACCCCAAGAAAAACCAACAGCACUUCCUCCUCCUCCAAAGGCGCCGGAGGGAGGAGAAGGAGAAGGUACUGCGGGUGAGAGCGAGGACGAAGAGGCCGACAUUGAGGAAGAACGCGAAGACGUUGAGGUAUACACCCAGAUCGGCCUCAUUCCUGAGGGGACAGCUCGAAGGGAUGCUCUUCGCCUCACAAAGAAGAAGGCGAAAUCGUUACCUCGAGCUACUGCAUACGCAACAGCAGGUUCAUACCGCCUUCCUGAACUGAUGAAAUUCUUCAAUGCUCGUCGUGCCUCAUACCAUACAAAUCCUCGAAUCAUCGACGAUGUCAUUUACACCCCUUAUGUCUAUGAACCUCCCGUAUCACCUCAGCAAGAGGUUCACUUUCAGUCCGGUUCGCACAAUGAGGGAAGUUCAAUUUCCGAAACCGGCGAUCUUCUAGGCGUUCCUGAGCUUGCUCCUCAAGGCUCGGACAUGAAUGGUGCUGCGAAAUCCAGGAAACGAAGCAAGUUUGAAGAGAAACCUACCGCGGCAGAGAUCUUCCUAUUUGCGUACGGGACAGCUGUCAUAUGGGGUAUGACCGAGGCACAAGAGAAGAGGUUUCUGUCUUCCAUCAAGCGCUUUGAGGUUGAUAAACUUGCUCCCGAGGACAUGGAGAUGGAAGAUCUCAACUACUAUUAUGCGAACUACAGUCGAAUCUAUAAUGAUGUCAUUACACUCCGACGAGGGUCUAGCUACAUGACAAAGUUGUCUCUCUCACACGCACUAUCCCAAUCGGUGAAGAUCUCAUUGUUUGAGGCUCUGAUAUCGUCUACAAUUGAAGAGACGAAGGACAUCCCUGAGAUUAUCAGUGAAACUGGAAAGAUUGGAAUGCCGCAUAAAGAGAUUAUGCGGAAAAUUGGAGAACUCUUUCUGUUAAGAACUAAUAUCAACUCUGUGGGAUCUGUUCUGGAUUCUCCGGAAGUCUUCUGGAGGUACCCUGAUUUGCAACCAUUGUAUGAUGCUGCGCGGAGCUAUUUGGAGAUUCCCCAGCGGAUAAAUUUGCUCAAUACGCGAGUGGAGGUUCUGCAAGACAUGUUGCAGCUUCUGAAAGAAACUGUAUCGAGCCGCCAUGCAGAACGCCUCGAACAAAUUGUCAUCGCCCUGAUAGGCGUGGAGAUUGUUCUAGGUAUCGUUACCAUCAUUGUGGAUCUAUAUUCUUGACGGACUCUGGAGCACCAUAUCGCCGAUUAUACCACACUGCAGUUGUAUUACUAUCAAUACACUCACGCAUGAUCAUGAGGAUUAUCAGGAACCUGUCAUUAGAAGAGGCGACGGCGAACUAGCUAAUAAU
Messenger RNA from Somion occarium, 1576 nucleotides. The record is from the annotation of a GenBank genome assembly. NCBI's taxonomy places the organism in Eukaryota, Fungi, Basidiomycota, Agaricomycetes, Polyporales, Cerrenaceae.